Messenger RNA from Kwoniella shivajii, 2718 nucleotides. RefSeq lists its product as uncharacterized. Lineage: Eukaryota; Fungi; Basidiomycota; Tremellomycetes; Tremellales; Cryptococcaceae. The record is from RefSeq and is a predicted model, not a curated record. Gene Ontology annotation, molecular function: lipid binding. The transcript is spliced from 10 exons. The coding region runs from base 1 to 2718 and encodes 905 amino acids.
AUGAGUUUACCAGCAACACAUACAGAAAUCAGCGCCCAUCCUUCAAGGAUGGGUGUCACAACCGCCGCUUCAGGAGCAGAGCUUGAAGCUGAUAUCCAAAGGAAAUUGAAACUAUGGGGUGUAUUCGAGGCUUUCCGAGAUGGACGUCUCCCUGACAACCACCAAAUCGACAAAGUCCUCGCAUACGGUGUAUCUCACUCCCCUGUUCAACUGAACAAGCUUUCACCUGAAGGACGAGUCCUUGUUGAUGACUUCCGAGACAUCAUCGAGACCCUCAGAGCUAUUGUAGCUGAAAAGAACGACGAUGAGCUCUUCCAAAAUGCCGUCUGGUCAUCAUACUCUGGUGAUGCUACCAGAGCCAAGCAAAGUGGUGUCGUUCCCGUAUCAAAAGGUGAUGCCAAAGCCGAUGCCAACCAAGCCGCUGCCCACCUCCGAGUCCUCAUCACUCUUUUCCUUACCAACUCUGAAGCCCGAAAGCUUUUGAACGAUUUCGGAAUCAUUGGCCGAGACAUCUUCGCUACCGGCGCUGCCAAGGCUGCCGACAAAGCCCGACCAAACCAAGAGCAACUUGACAAUGUUGACCAAGAAGCCCCUUCCAAGGAAUGGAUCGGUGCCGACGGAAAAAGACUCGGUCCCAACGACACUCCUGAGCUCCAAGUCAAGGGCCCUAACGGUGCUCAAAUAAGUUACAACCCUAAAGACGAUCCUAGAGAUGCCAAGGUUGUUGACACCGACGGUAACGCUCGAUCUGCUGGUCACGUUUACGACAAAGCUCAAGAGAAGAAGGAGGAGGCCAAGGCCAAAAAGGAUGAGAAGAAAGCUGAAGCCGACCGAAACACUCCAUCUUCUGGUGAAGCCAAGGAUGCCGCCCGUGGUCACGCUGCCGAUCUCAACAACGCUCGAGACCCCAACGCUUCCUACUCCACUCAAAAGGACCAAGUUCUUGGCCGAGCCAACGAGAAGACCCCCAGUGACGUCGACACGCAAGGUGGUAACGUCAACCGAGACACCGGUGCUGACAAAGAGCAAGCUAAGGAUGCCGCUCGAGGAAAGGUCAACCAACUCAAAGAGAGAAUCCCAGAAGAGCACCGAGCCCGAGCUUCCGACGCUCUCCAAGACACCAAGCAAUUCUUCAAGGAGCAACUUCCUGAAGAGCGAAGAGAUCAAUUCAUCUACAGAUUGAAGAAGGUCGUUGUUGAAUGCCAAGAACACAAAGACUACCAAGAAGCCAUCUCAUGGCUCCUCGACACCCUUGAGAACUACCAAGGUCACGCCAAACACGUUGCCAACAAAGGUGUAGGAUCUGCUCAAGCUAUCACCGAAGACCCCUCAAUCAGCGACUCCACUCUCAAAUUCCGAACUCUCCUCGAGAGAUUCGCCAAUGGUCGAUCAAUGGACGGCAUCACCGAUGCGCUUGAUCAAAUCUACUCUGAUGCUCGAAACGAUGAGCGUCUCAGAGGUUACUUCACUCGACUCAACGACUACGUCCACCGAGUUCUCCUCGAGCCCGGAUACAUCCUUGAAGACGAGUCUGACCGAGAAGCUACCCAACUCAAAGAAGACGGUAAAUCAUUCUUCACCGACAAAUACAAGGGUCACCAAGAGACACUCUUCGAUGAGAUCCAAGUUUGGUUCACUUCAUUCAACGAUGAUCCCCUCAACAGACGAUUCGGUGAAGACUUGAAGAGAUUAUUCAAGGACUUGCUUUUCAACUCCGAAGGUAACCUCACUUUCAAACCCAAGCUCUGGAACGAUGUUCGAAGCGUCUUGCUUCCAACCUUCAUCAGCCAAAUCGGUUACGUCCCCAUUCCUCGAGCCGAGUACAGUGACGAUAAAAUUGACUUGGUAAUCGAGAACCUUGUUCUUAGUGGUCCUAACCUCUUCCCCAAUGUCAUUUUCCUCGAAGCCCAAAACAGUUUCAGAUUCAGCCCUUACCCUAACAUCAACAAGCAAAUCCCUGACCUGCAUCACCACCGAUUCAGACUCUCUCUCAGUCAAAUUCAAGCUGAUAUUCGAGAUGUUGCCUUUGCUUUCCGAAGAAAGUCUGGUUGGCCUAAGAUCUCUGACCACGGUCUUGCAGAUGUUGUCAUCGCUGGUAAAGGUAUCGGAAUCGAUGUUGAGUUGGAAUCAGUAGACAACCGAAGAGACUCCGUCUUCAAGGUCAACCACGUCAACGUUGAAAUUGACACUCUGAAAUUCAGCAUCAGAGACUCCAAACACGACUUGUUAUACAAGUUCGUCAAAUCUAUCGCUACUGGUCUUAUCAAGAAGGCAAUCACUGCUGCCGUUCAAGUCGCCAUGCGAACUGCUCUCGGCCACCUUGAUGACCAACUUGUUGAAAUCAGAAACCGAGUUGAUGACGCUAAACAAUCCGACGAGACAACCAGAACUCAAGCUCUCAAGGACCUUUACGCCAGAAAGAAGAGAACCGCUGAAGAAACCGCAAAGGAGGCUGACGCUAAGACCGGUACUUUCAAGAUCGUUACCGACCGAGAAUCACAGCUCAACCCCGACCUCACUCACUCCGCCGAGAAGUCUUCUGCCAAGAGAUUGUUCAAGACUCAAGACUUUGCCUCUUCAGGUACUGAUUGGAAGAGCAAGGCUUUCGAUCUCUUGGAUAACCAACAUCCUGCUGUCACCGGUGUACAUCACCCUGACACCAAACCAGGUGCUCACACUCAAAACACCAACGCAGUAGAUGCCGCUCGAAGACAGUAG